Messenger RNA from Torulaspora delbrueckii, 459 nucleotides. RefSeq names its product nucleoside diphosphate kinase (gene YNK1). Lineage: Eukaryota; Fungi; Ascomycota; Saccharomycetes; Saccharomycetales; Saccharomycetaceae. Gene Ontology annotation, molecular function: nucleoside diphosphate kinase activity. Bases 1 to 459 code for a protein of 152 amino acids. The transcript has a single exon. The record is from RefSeq and is a predicted model, not a curated record. Gene Ontology annotation, biological process: GTP biosynthetic process; CTP biosynthetic process; UTP biosynthetic process.
AUGUCCAACAACGAGAGAACUUUCAUUGCCAUCAAACCUGACGGAGUUCAAAGAGGUCUAAUUUCCAAGAUCAUUGGCCGUUUCGAAGACAGAGGUUUCAAAUUGGUCGGUAUCAAAUUGGUCACUCCAACUGAAAACCUAUUGAAGCAACACUAUGCUGAACACGUUGAUAAGCCAUUCUUCCCAAAGAUGCUUUCUUACAUGAUGUCUGGUCCAGUCUUGGCUACUGUCUGGGAAGGUAAGGAUGUCGUCAAGCAAGGUAGAACAAUCCUGGGUGCUACUAACCCACUAAACAGCUCCCCAGGUACCAUCAGAGGUGAUUUUGCCAUCGAUAUGGGCAGAAACGUCUGUCAUGGUAGUGACUCCGUCGAAAGCGCAGAACGUGAAAUCAACCUUUGGUUCAAGAAGGAAGAACUUGUGGACUGGAAACUUAAUCAAUUGGGCUGGAUCUACGAGUAA